AUGAGUUCUCACUUUCGUCCGACCGGCUCUGCUUCUCGUCCUGAAUACGAUGCCGUGAAACACUGGUCCCAAAUGCCUGGCAACGAGCAAAUUGUGGUUUGUGUUUGUGUACCCCUUCCAUCUGAACAUCCCAAAGAAGAGGAGGAUCAUCGACUCCAAUCCAUCGCCUUUGUGAUCGGCACUGCUGCAGCUGGCUCCAUUGGUUCUUUCAUUGAAAAAAGCUUUGCAGAAGUGAUCGACUCAAUCGGCGAAAUAAUCUGUGACAUUCAAUGA
Messenger RNA from Hydatigera taeniaeformis, 273 nucleotides. The record is from the annotation of a GenBank genome assembly. NCBI's taxonomy places the organism in Eukaryota, Metazoa, Platyhelminthes, Cestoda, Cyclophyllidea, Taeniidae.